AUGGUAUUGAAGAGUACUCGUUUUUUUGGACAGUUUUCCCAAUAUGCUGCAAAGUCGAUGAACUCCUUAAUAGGAAAAAAAUCCUGUAUUUUGAUACCACACCAUUUGAAGAUCCACUCACAGGUCCCUUUUGCAAAGUCACAGUUAAUGAAGAGGUGGAAUAUCGAUUUCUCACAUGUCAGAGUUUUGUUGAUAUUACUAGACCAUCCUUUAUACUUUUCACGACUCGUGGAGAGCUACCAGAUCACCCACUGGAGCAACCACGAACCACCCCACCACAGUCGGAGUACUCUCCGGCACAACGAUCCAUCACGAAAACGACGAACCACGACCGGCCGGGGUGGUGUGCACGGUUGUUGUCCGUGGCCACGUAGACCACGACCGGCAAACUCUCUACGGGAAUCAUUCUCCGGGGAUUCAAAUUGGUUGUAA
This is a messenger RNA of Lactuca saligna, 432 nucleotides long. The record is from the annotation of a GenBank genome assembly. Lineage: Eukaryota; Viridiplantae; Streptophyta; Magnoliopsida; Asterales; Asteraceae.